Helianthus annuus (common sunflower) is the source of this 2656-nucleotide messenger RNA. Its product is annotated as pentatricopeptide repeat-containing protein At5g12100, mitochondrial. Lineage: Eukaryota; Viridiplantae; Streptophyta; Magnoliopsida; Asterales; Asteraceae. Bases 49 to 2352 code for a protein of 767 amino acids. Gene Ontology annotation, molecular function: protein binding. The record is from RefSeq and is a predicted model, not a curated record. The transcript has a single exon.
AACCGGCCGAAAAAUUUUACCAGUUCUACAGCACCAGCAGCAGCAACAAUGGCGAAGGGAAGCUUCUCUCUUCCCAAUCUCACAAUCAAACUUUCUUCUAUCUCUAACCCUAAAUUCUUCUCAUCAAACAAUGUUCCAGAAUCCACCAAUCCACAUCAACAACUCAAAAACCUUCACACACUCCUACAACAAGGCCAAACCCAAUCAGCCAAGACUCUACUCAAAUCCCUAAUAACUUCCAAUUCCAACACAACCCCUUCUCAUAUCUACACUCACUACCCCAAAAAAUCCCAUUUUUUUUCAAGCUUCAUCUUAUCAGUUUCUGCCGAAUCAAAUCUCCCAAAAGAAAGUCUUCAUCUUUACAUGUUAAUCAGAAAAGACAACUUUUUUCCUUCUCUUGCUUCCUUUAACUUACUCCUGGAGUGUUUAGUUUCUUGUGGGCAGUAUGUUAGAGUGUUGGAGUUGUUCGAUCAUGCUGUUAGUGCGAACAUUAGGGUUGAUCAGUUUACUUUCGGGAAAGCUGUUCAAUCAGCUGUUAAGAUUGGGGAUGUGAGAAGGGGUAUAGAGUUGAUGGAUUACAUGAGGGGUUAUGGGGUUAGUGUUAGUAAGUUUGUGUAUAAUGUUUUGAUUAGUGGGUUGUGUAAAGAGAAGAGGGUGAUGGAUGCACGUAAGCUGUUCGAUGAAAUGCUUGAGACGCGUGUGGACCGUGUGGCGGCGGAUAAGGUUACGUUUAAUGCGAUGAUUGAUGGGUAUUGUAAAGUGGGUGAUGUGGAUGAGGCGUUUCGGGUACGGGAUAAGAUGAAAGGGAGUAAUGUGGAGGCGAAUCUUGUUACGUUUAAUACGUUAAUUAACGGGCUUUGUAGAGCGAAGAGGAUGGAUGAGGCGAAGAAAGUGUGGGAAGAUAUGAAAGCUCACGGUUUUGUUCCGGAUGGGUUUAGUUACAGUUCUAUGUUUGACGGGUUUUCGAGGUCUGGUGAUUUGAAUGGUCUAGUGUCGUUGUAUGAACAAGCGGAUAACGAUGGUAUUCGUAUUAACGCGUACACGUGCGGCAUUUUGUUAAACGGGUUAUGCAAAGGAGGGAGAACCAACAAGGCUGAGGAGAUUUUGGUAAAAUUACUCGAAACCGGGCUUGUUCCAACUGAGGUGAUAUUCAAUACGAUUGUCGAUGGUCACUGCAGGGAAGGUAAUAUAGAAACGGCCCUUUUAACGCUCGAAAGAAUGAAGUCGUACAGGUUAAAGCCAAGCUGCGUUACCGUCAAUUCAUUGAUCAACCAGUAUUGUCAGUCUGGUAAUCUUGUUGAGGCGGAAAAAUGGAUAAAAACGAUGCCAGAAAUGGGCGUUUCUCCCGAUGUGGUGACAUACAACAUACUGAUUGACGGCUUCGGGAGGAAUUUUCAAUUCGACAAGUGUUUUCAACUCGUUGAAGAAAUGGAGAGUAAUGGGUUGAUCCCGAAUGCCGUAAGUUACGGUUCUAUCGUGAACCAUUUAUGCAAGGACGGAAGGCUUGUCGAAGCUCAAGCGGUUUUCACCGAUAUGAUACGUAGAGGCGUGUUACUAAAUACGAGAAUAUAUAAUAUGCUGAUUAACGGUUACUGUAACAAGGGUAAUAUACAAGUUGCUUUCGAGCUUUUCGAUAAAAUGUCGCGCGAUAAUGUAGUUCCGACGUUGUAUACGUAUAAUACGCUGAUAAACGGGCUAUGCAAAACAGGUAAGGUUGAGGAAGCCGAAGAACUGGCUUCGAAUAUAGAAAAUAACAAUCUCAAACUUGACGUAAUAACGUAUAACUGCCUAAUCUCGGGCUAUUCGGUUAAGGGAAACAUCCGAAAGUGUUUAGAGUUAUACGAGAAGAUGAAAGUAUCGGGAAUAAAACCUACGGUUAACACAUAUCAUCCACUAAUUGCCGGAUGCAAAAAAGAGGAUAUAACACUUGUAACGAAACUCAUCGGUGACAUGUCGCAGAUGAACUUAAGUCUUGACCGUGUGCUAUAUAACGAACUGAUUCGUUUUUACGCGGAGGUUGGUUUUGUUGAGAAAGUGUUUGCGUUACACCGUGAGAUGAUUAAUAACGGAGUUGUUCCCGAUAGGAUGACAUACAAUAGUUUGAUCAUAGGUUAUUUGAAGGAGCGAAAGAUUUAUGGGUCGAAGGAUAUUAUCGAUCAAAUGAAGGCUGCAGGAUUAGAUCCGAAAGCGGAUACUUAUGACACGAUGAUUAAGGGUCUAUGUGACAUUGAGAUGUUUAGUGAAGGGUGUGUUUGGUACCGGGAAAUGGUUGCAAACGGGUAUUUUCCGAACGUAAGCGUUGCUUGUGAGCUUCGAAGUGGUCUCAAAGAGGAAGGGAAGUUAUGGGGUUGAGAUUUUCGACGGGGGGUCGAAAACGUAUAUACCCAAAAAUUUAUAUACGAAAACCACAUAUAUUACACUACUGAGCGAAAAGUUCGGGGGGUCAGGCGCUCCAGGGGGCCCCUUCUAACCUGCACCAAUGACAAAGGCCCAAGCUCACACUCCUAACUUUAAGCAAGUCAUGACCAAGCAAUGACUAUUAAAGGCUACUUGACACUUUGGGCACCUUACCUAGUUUAAAGUUGGCCUACAGAUAUCGUUCGUCUCGUGGAAUGUAAUGGAAUUGGAAUUUGUAUAUUGAAAUUUGAUUUGAAAA